UGACGUCGUUUACGUUGAGGCAUUACCAGGCCGGGAAGCAUGGCAGACCACCACGACCUCCCAUUUAAAGCCGAAUAUGCAAAAAGUAAUCGUGCAUCAUGCAAAAAAUGCAAAGAACUCAUUUCCAAAGACACUCUGCGAUUGGCAGUAAUGGUUCAGUCUCCACAUUUUGAUGGAAAGAUUCCAAACUGGUUUCACUACAAGUGUUUUUGGACAAAAGCCAAAGUUCUUGCUGCCCAUGAUAUACAUGGUUUUGAUGCACUGAGAUGGGAUGAUCAGAAGAAGAUCAAAGACCACAUAGAAGGUGGUGGUGGUGGUGAUGCAGCCCCAAAAGGCGGCAGCACUGCAGGGGACGAUGCUGCAUAUAAAGAUUUUUGUGUGGAGUAUGCCAAGUCAAACAGGAGCAAGUGUCGCGGAUGUGAGGAGAAGAUUGAGAAGGAUGCAGUGAGGAUCUCCAUGAAGGAGUAUGAGAGUGAACGUGCUAAGAUGUAUGGGCCUCAGGACAGAUGGCAUCAUGUGGACUGUUUUGUUGAGAACAGAGAUGAGCUGCAGUUUUCAUCUGACAUGAACCCAGACAAAAUCCCUGGAUACAAAAGCUUGAAGAAAGAAGAUAAGGAGAUGGUGAAAGAGAAACUUGGAGCAGGGAGCAGUGGGAAGAAACGGAAGGGUGAUAAGAAGAAGGAAGUACCGAACAAAAAGGCAAAGAAAGAGGAAACAGAAGAAGAAAAGGCAUUAAAGGAACAAAGUGAAAUGAUCUGGAAGAUAAGAGAUAAUUUACAGAAGGCAGUUUCCAAUGUGGCUUUAAAGGGACUCUUAGAUUAUAAUGAUCAACAGAUUCCCUCUGGAGAGAGCAAGCUUCUGGACAAUGUAGCAGAUUGUAUGGCAUUUGGAGCUCUGAAGAACUGUCCAGAAUGUAAAGAAGGACAGUUGGUUUACAGCAGUGAUGGCUAUAAGUGCACAGGAAACCUGAGUGCUUGGACCAAGUGUAUGUAUGUCACCAAAAACCCUGCCAGGAAAGCCUUCAAAAUUCCAACAGAGUACCAUGAUGUAGAAUUCCUUAAGAAGUACAAGUAUGUGAAGAAAGAGAGAGUCUGGCCAAAGGUCAGCGUGGUCACCACAGAGGGUCCUAUCAGCUCAUCAGGGGUUGCUCUUGGGACUGAUAAGCCACUCCACAACAUGAAAUUUGUCAUCAUUGGUCGCACAAAGAUGUCUAAAGAUGCCAUAACUAAAGCUGUGAAUGCCAUGGGAGGGAUGAUAGUCUCAAAGUUAGACAAAACUGUGGCUGCCUGCAUCAGUAGUGAAGCUGAAGUGCAGAAAAACUCCAAGAAAAUUCAAGAGGCUAAAUCUGCAGAUGUGCAUGUUGUUUCUGAGGAUUUCCUGGAGGCUGCUAAGAAAGGGGGAGCAGUACUAAUGAUCAAGGAAAAGUCAAUUUGUGAUUGGGGAUCAGAUCCAGCAUCAAGACUUGGGGAUGUCGUUGAUGGUCCAGUGAAGAGUGGAGGCAAGAGUGCUUAUGAAAAAUAUAAAACAAAGGAUUCUGUGUACACAAAGAAAGUCCCAGACAAGAUGAAAAUGAUGGUGAAAGGAGGAGCAGCAGUAGAUCCCGAUACUGAACUUGGUGAUACUGCCCAUGUGGUUGAAGACAAGGGUGACAUCUACAAUGCUGUCCUGGGUCUGGUGGACAUAGUCAGGGGCACAAACUCUUACUACAAAAUUCAAGCUUUAGAAUCAGAUACAUCUAACAGAUGGUGGCUGUUCAAAGCAUGGGGGAGAGUGGGAACUACGAUUGGUGGAAACAGACUUGAUGUCUGUGGUUCCAAGAGCUCUGCCAUCAGCAAGUUUAAAGAAGUUUACCUAGACAAGACUGGUAACAUGUGGGAAGACCGGAAAAACUUUGUCAAAUAUCCUAAUAAAUUUUAUCCGCUUGAGAUUGAUUAUGGACAGGAAGAAGAAGAAAUUAAAGAAUUUGAGAAAAGGGCAGGAACAAGUUCAAAACUUCCCAAAGAAGUCCAAGAUUUGAUCAAGAUGAUUUUUAAUGUUGAAAGCAUGAAAAAAGCCAUGUUAGAGUUUGAGAUUGAUCUGAAAAAGAUGCCUCUGGGGAAAUUGUCAAAAAAGCAAAUUGAGCAAGCUUACAAGGUGUUGACUGAACUACAGCAGUUGGCAGAAAAUAAUGGCACUCCAGGUCAGUUUUUGGAUGCAUCAAACAGGUUUUACACACUUAUUCCACAUGACUUUGGCAUGCGAAAGCCACCACUUCUGGACACAUCUGAAGUUAUCAAGAAAAAAAUAGAAAUGUUGGAUAACUUGCUGGAGAUUGAGGUUGCUUACAACCUGCUGAAAAGUGGAGCAAGCGAGGACAAGGACCCUGUGGAUGCACACUAUGAGCAACUCAAAUGCAAAAUGGAGGUGGUUGAGAAGGAAAGCAAUGAGUUCAAGCUUUUGCAGGAGUACACCAAAAAUACCCAUGCUGCAACACACAACAUGUAUGACUUGGAAGUUAUGGAGGUUUUCAAGGUUGCCCGUGAGGGGGAGUAUGCCCGAUACAAACCAUUCCGUGACCUGCACAACAAGAUGUUGCUAUGGCAUGGCUCCCGUGUCACCAAUUUUGCUGGUAUUUUGUCUCAAGGCUUGAGAAUUGCCCCUCCAGAGGCACCAGUGACUGGCUACAUGUUUGGAAAGGGUAUUUACUUUGCUGACAUGGUCUCAAAGAGUGCCAAUUAUUGUAGAACAAGCAAAUCUGAGCCCCAUGGCAUCCUGCUAUUGUGUGAGGUCGCUCUAGGAAAUAUGCAUGAGUGCAGAGGAGCAGAAUACAUAACCAAACUACCAAAAGGCAAACAUAGCACAAAGGGCCUUGGUAUGACAAUGCCUGAUCCUAAAGAUGACUAUAAGACACCGGAGGACGUUAUUAUCCCCAAGGGGAAGGGUAUAUCGGCACCUAUUGGCCAAACCAGCCUUCUCUAUAACGAAUUCAUUGUAUAUGACGUGGCUCAGGUCAACAUCAAGUACCUACUGAAGAUGAACUUCAAGUACAAGUGGUGAAGACAUCUCGCACCUAGAUUUAAAAGGAGCUGAAUUUCAAAACUGAGAUGUGAACUUUUCUUGAUGUGAAGUUAAAUGCAGUUUGCGUACUUACUAGUUCUUUAUGCAUUGUGUUUUUUAUGAUAAUCCAGAACAAAUUAAAUUUACACCUUUUGAUUAUUAACAACAACCAAAAUUGCUUCAGGUAGA
Lingula anatina is the source of this 3225-nucleotide messenger RNA. Its product is annotated as poly [ADP-ribose] polymerase 1. The record is from RefSeq and is a predicted model, not a curated record. Gene Ontology annotation, biological process: protein poly-ADP-ribosylation; double-strand break repair. Gene Ontology annotation, cellular component: nucleolus; nucleus. Lineage: Eukaryota; Metazoa; Brachiopoda; Lingulata; Lingulida; Lingulidae. Gene Ontology annotation, molecular function: zinc ion binding; NAD binding; DNA binding.